AUGAAUAUGCAAGAAAGUGCAGAAUCAACAGAAAGUUGGUCCUGUGAACCUCUUUCUGGAAGGGCGCUAGGAGAAAUUGUUCAAGAUGCGGAAAAUUCAGCUGAUUUGGUGACUUAUAUUCGCAAACCAGAGAUAGAUUUGGACUUUAGGCUAAAGUUUAUUGCUGAACAUGAGGAGUUCUUUAAUGUUCAACUAUCGGAUCGAGAGUCAAGAAUAAGAACGUGCCACAACUUGAGUGAUGAAGGUAUACGGAGUGAUAGUCUUUUCGUCUUCGUGCCUGGGCUGGCUGGCAACUUAGAACAAUUUGAACCUUUGCUCAAGCUGGUGGACUCUGAUCGAAAGGCAUUUUUGACAUUAGAUUUGCCCGGCUUUGGUCAUAGUUCGGAAUGGAGCGACUAUCCCAUGUUGGAAGUAGUGGAACUUAUUUUCGUUCUUGUAUGUGAUGUAUUAAGGAAAAGGUCUACUGCGGUGCCGAAAAAUGAUGAUGCAAAUCCAUUUGAUGGCCGAAAGGUAGUGCUUGUAGGCCAUUCUAUGGGUUGUUUUCUGGCAUGUCAUCUUUAUGAACAGUACAUGGCUGAUACAAAGGUGGUAAAAACGCUAGUUUUGUUGACUCCCCCAAAAGCUCAUAUCGAGCAGCUUUCUAAGGAUAGGCACAUUUUCCAGUGGGCCCUUUAUGGUAUUUUCAAAAUGCCAUGGUUAUUUGACAUUUAUAGAAACAGAUUUGAUCAAGUAAAAGGUUUGCAAAGUUCCGGCAUCAAGCAGUAUUUUUACCAAGAAAGUGAUGAUGUCAAGCUGAAAUACAGGAAGCUUUGGCAAUUUAAAAAUAACAUAAGCAAUAAAAGUAGAACCAUCAUUGGUUAUUUACUCGGAUGGGUAACCGUCGAUUGGGUUAAAUUCAAUGGUCUAUUGACGCAAACGGAUAUGAAACAGAAAAUUAUAAUAUUUGGCGCAGAAAGAGACCCUAUAGCCCCCAUUAAAAAUUUGGAAUUUUACAAAGAAACAAUAAAUAAAGAAUGUCUCCGUAAAGUGAUUAUUCUACCUGAUUGUUCCCAUAAUUUAUGCUUCGAUCGCCCGGAAUUAGUGUGCGAAGAUUUUCAACGAGAAGUAAUUGAUGAAGCAGAAUUGUAG
This is a messenger RNA of Saccharomyces paradoxus, 1128 nucleotides long. It is a transcript of the gene LDH1, whose product is annotated as triacylglycerol lipase. The transcript has a single exon. The record is from RefSeq and is a predicted model, not a curated record. The coding region runs from base 1 to 1128 and encodes 375 amino acids. NCBI's taxonomy places the organism in Eukaryota, Fungi, Ascomycota, Saccharomycetes, Saccharomycetales, Saccharomycetaceae.